This is a messenger RNA of Cetraspora pellucida, 252 nucleotides long. The record is from the annotation of a GenBank genome assembly. Lineage: Eukaryota; Fungi; Glomeromycota; Glomeromycetes; Diversisporales; Gigasporaceae.
GACCCACUCAGCUGGCUCCAAGAAUUUCAAAGAGCUUGUAAAGCAAAUCGUUGGAAUGAUGCUUGUCAACUAGAACUUGCACCAAUAUACAUGAAAGACAAUCAGAACAAACUUCUCGAAGCUCUUAUCAAAACUACUCUCACCGUGAUUAUCGAAAUCAAUCUUGCUCUUGAUGUAGAGAUAAUUAUAGAAACAGAAGUCAGUCACAAGAUAGAAACCAUUAUAGAUUUGACUGAGCCUUUUCUCGAGAAC